UGGCUCUUAGCGCAUGUAUGACAUAUAGUCUUUUUUAUAUGAUAUUUAUGACUACAAUAUCAUAACAUAGGACUGUAUUUGAAAUAGUAUCGUUGUGUGCGAUUAUAUGACCUGUCUGUCAUUUCCAUAGUUGGAUUAUUAGGAACAAAAUCUGGAUUGCAAGCAGUGUAUGGAAACGACGUUAUACUAUUGAGCAUCAGAAUGGAGGAGACGAGCCGUGAGGCGGUUGCCACAGCAGUCCAGCGUGUGGCUGGAAUGCUGCAGAGAUCGGACCAGUUGGACAAAGUGGAGCAGUACAGAAGAAGAGAGGCCAGAAAGAAAGCCUCUGUUGAAGCAAGGCUUAAGGCAGCCAUUCAGUCUCAACUGGAUGGUGUUCGCACUGGACUAACUCAACUGCACAGUGCCCUGCUCGACGUGAAGGACAUCCAGAGCUCGUUGGCAGAUGUGAGCAAAGACUGGAGGCAGAGCAUCAACACAAUAGAGAACCUAAAAGAUGUCAAAGAUGCUGUAGUUCAACAUAGUCAGCUGGCCUCCGCUGUGGAAAACCUUAAAAAUAUUUUCUCAGUCCCAGAGAUUGUGGCAGAGACCCAGCAGCUGAUAGAGCAGGCAGAGCUGCUUCAGGCCCACAGGAAGCUGAUGGAGCUGGAGAGCUCCAGAGACGACCUCAUGUAUGAGCAAUACCGUAUGGACAGCAAGAACACCAAUGACAUGCGUCUUAUUGUUAUGUACUUUGAAGAUGUUCAGCAGUUAUCUGAUGAGCUUGCCAAACAGUUGUGGAUGGUUCUGCAGAGGGCCAUGGUUACAGUCCGCCGUGACCCUACUAUGCUGGUGUCAGUGGUUCGUAUCAUUGAGCGUGAGGAGAAGAUCGACCGGCGUAUGGUAGACCGGAAAAAACAGACAGGCUUCAUCCCGCCUGGACGGCCCAAGAAAUGGAAAGACAAAAUGUUUGAAGUGUUGGAGGGGACUGUUAGCACCCGCAUUGAGGGCACUCAGGCAGUGACAAGAGAAGCUGAUAAAAUGUGGCUUGUUCGUCUCCUGGAGAUAACUAGAAAAUAUGUUUUAGAUGACCUCAUUAUUGUCAAGAACCUCAUGGUUCAGUGCUUUCCGCCACAUUAUGACACCUUCAACAGAUUUUUCAGCCUUUACCACAAUGCUGUUUCCACUCGUGUCAAAGAACUUGCAUCUGAGGACUUAGAGGCAAAUGAGAUCGUGUCCAUGUUAACCUGGGUCCUUAAUACCUACAAGAGUGCAGAGAUGAUGGGCCAUCCAGAGCUUAGUGCUGAGUGUGACAUCAACCAGCUAGAGCCACUCUUACCCCAGUAUGUUGUGGAUGACCUGCUCAGCAAAUAUGUCCAGACUUUCACAUCUAAUAUUACGGGCUGGCUGAGAAAAGCCCUUGAAACGGACAAGAAGGACUGGCAGAAAGAAACGGAGCCUGAAGCAGAUCAGGAUGGAUACUACCAAACCACACUACCUGCCAUUGUCUUUCAGAUGUUUGAACAGAACCUGCAAGUAGCUGCUCAGAUCGAUGAGGACUUCAAAGAGCAGGUUCUCAAACUUUGUCUGAAGCAAAUGUCCUCAUUCCUCAUGAGAUACAAAGAAGAGGCAGUGGCCUAUAAGGAGGAACACCUGAGAGAUCGACAGUUGCCUCAGUGUUAUGUGCAAUACAUGAUUGCCAUCAUAAAUAACUGCCAGACAUUCAAAGAGUCCAUCAAUAGUCUAAAGAGAAAAUACUCUCAGUUGUCUGGGCCGUCUGACAGUGAUGCCAUCAUAGAGAGGACACUCAACGAGGUGGCCAAGGAGGGAUGUCAAUUCCUCUUAGAUGAAGUCUUCUUGGACCUUGAGCAUCACCUCAAUGAGCUUCUCACCAGAAAAUGGCUGACAGGCUCUCAUGCGGUGGACACAAUCUGUGUGACAGUGGAGGACUACUUUAAUGACUUUAACAAAAUAAAAAAACCCUUCAAUCAAGAAAUGACAAAUGAAGCCCUCCGAAGGGUUGUGGUCGACUACAUUAAGGCAGUGAUGCAAAAGAGGAUCACCUUCAGGAAUGCGGAUGAAAGGAGGGAAGGAGCUGAGAGAAUGAUCAAAGAGGCUGAACAGUUCAAGUUCCUUUUCAGGAAACUGGCUGCUGGAGAAGACACUGAUCGGCUCUGUGGCGCCAUCGUGGCUAUUGCUGAAGUGUUCAAGCUAACUGACCCGACAUUGCUCUUUCUUGAGGUCUCUACCUUGGUCUCCAAAUACCCUGACAUUAGGGAGGAGCAUAUCCAGGCGCUGUUAGCGGUGCGCGGCGAUGCCAGCAGGGAUAUGCGCCAGAUGAUUAUCGGAACUCUCAGCGAGAACAAAGUAUCUUACGGCGGCGUCACACAACCCAUCUUUAAAGACAUCACAGUGCCCACCAUCACCAUGACGACCAUGACUACAAUGACUUCUAUGGCAACUGCAAAGCUGCUGAAGUAAACCCCAUUUUAGCAUUUAGUCCUUCAGAAAAGAUUUUCUCUUCAAGAUUCUCUAACAGUCGUACCUUUCUGUGUUUAUUUCCUGUAUAAUCACCAUGUUGAUGCCAUUUGUGCUUUAAAAAAUAAUAAAUAUAUGAUUGCAAAAUCAACUGUCCAAAUGGAAGUCAUUCAACUGAAAAUUAAAUAAUAAUUGAGGACUUAGACUAUUUCAACCACUUUAUUUUUUUUGCAUUUUCAAGUAAUUAUGUAUAUUUUGAGUAUGAUAAAGUAAAAAUUCGGAAUCUCUUACAUCUUUUUCAUUUUAAUGUAUAGAUGAAUUAGUGCUGUGCAAAAAUGUGUGGUGUAAAAAAAGUUUGUGCUAUGUGCAGGGUUUGAGAACUGUUUCCAUAAAUAGCCCAUUGGUUGAGAUUGCUUUUGCUGUGAUUAAAAAAUGUACAGUAUUUGCAGUUUGUACAAAGCAAAUACCCAACCAAAAUGCACAAAAACUUAGUAUGUUAAAAAUACAUUUCCGUGCGCAAUGGAUUCAGCAUGCUGUCGAGCGAGUCACCUAGACAUAUACUGUGAAUAUAAUAUGUACAGCGCACAUGUUGCUCCUGGUGCUGCGUCACCAGUAGGUGGAUGGCGAGAUAGUGUAAAGCGCUUUGAGCGCCUUGAAAGGUGGAAAAGCGCUAUAUAAGUAUAACACCAUUUACCAUUUACAAAAACAACAAAUGUCAAUUGUAGUACCUGUGGAUGAUCUAUGGGAGGAUGUGAUAGAAAUGUCCCGAGUGAAUUUCUGUGAAUGUGAGCGAGUCUCGUCUUUAAUCUUCUCUUCAUUUUCUUUGUCUGGAAGUUUUGGCCCGCUUGCCUUUCUUUAGCCGCCGGCAUUUCACUGGACUCUCAUUAGAUUUUUUUUAUGGUUUAAAAACUACUUUAAAAAAUAAUACAUUCAUUUGCACUUUUGUUUACUGCAUAUUUUUUUGUACUUUCCAUGUAUUUCUUUGAUCAAAUCAUUUUAUUAUUGCUAUUUUCAAUUGUGCUAGUCAUUUCAGUCUAUCCAGUGUUUUUCAAGCUUUUCAACCUUGCAUGGGUUGAUGUAGUUCUUACAGAGGCGUCAAAUGUAUGAUCUGCAGGCCGGAAGCAGCCCACCAGUGGCUCAUAUCCGGCCCACAGGGGUUUUGCCAGACAGGCACAUUGUACCUCACUCAUACUGUAAAUAAAAAAAUCUCAUGCUUUUAUUUUGACAUUUACGCCAUAAAACUGAAGAUUUGUGGUUUCUGUGAUCAAGUGCGCGCACUACUGCACUUGGCUCACUUUCAUGUCCGCAGUUACAUUAAUGCAUUCACCCCCAAGGUCAAAAUGGAUUGGAUAUCUUAUCACCAUCAAUGGCAGCCAAUGAGCUAACAAGGAGUUGACCCAAAAAUGAACCCAAACCAACAGGAAGUGACACCAAAUCAACAGGAAGUAACCAGAAAAUGCCCCCCAAUAAACAAGGAGCAGACUAGAAAUGCACGAAAAAUUAACAGGAAGUAGCCUGUAAAUAUCUUAAAAUGACAGGGAAGUGAUGGAAAAUAGAUGUCCAAAUCACUUAAACUGGACGGACUUGCUGUGAAUGCUCAUCUUCCAGUGCCAUUGACGACGCUUUAUGUCCAAUCUAUUUUGACUGGGAGGGGCGAAUGAAUUAAUAUGAGUUAAUUUAUUCAACAUAAUAAUUUUCAGAUCCUCUUAAAAUAACGACCUAUAUCAUGUUUUUACAAUUUUCACAAAACACAAACAGAUUGACUGAAAUGUGUCAUAUACAUAUAUGAUAGGGCUGUCAAACGAUUAAAAUUUUUAAUCGAGUUAAUCACAGCUUAAAAAUAAAUUAAUCGUAAUUAAUUGCAAUUCAAACCAUCUCUAAAAUAUGCCAUAUUUUUCUGUAAAUUAUUGUUGGAAUGGAAAGAUAAGACAAGACAGAUAUAUACAUUCAACAUACUGUACAUAAGUACUGUAUUUGUUUAUUAUAACAAUAAAUCCACAAGAUGGGAUUAACAUUAUUAACAUUCUUUCUGUGAAAGGGAUCCAUGGAUAGAAAGACUUGUAAUUCUUAAAAGAUAAAUGUGAGUUUGUAUAUUGUGACUAAAUAUUGCCAUCUUGUGUAUUUGUUGAGCGAAACAAAAUGUUUGACUAGAGUUUGACAAAAGUCUGAGUAUUAUUUUGCAUAGCUAUUUUGAUUGGGAAUGCCAGUUCUCUUUGCAUUGAGCGCUUUUCUUUUUGUGAACAUUAUUUUUUUUUUGAGCCAUAGGAAUAU
Messenger RNA from Corythoichthys intestinalis (scribbled pipefish), 4725 nucleotides. It is a transcript of the gene exoc3, whose product is annotated as exocyst complex component 3. The transcript has 16 exons. Gene Ontology annotation, molecular function: SNARE binding. Gene Ontology annotation, biological process: exocyst localization; exocytosis. The record is from RefSeq and is a predicted model, not a curated record. Gene Ontology annotation, cellular component: exocyst. Bases 202 to 2457 code for a protein of 751 amino acids. Lineage: Eukaryota; Metazoa; Chordata; Actinopteri; Syngnathiformes; Syngnathidae.